Messenger RNA from Lycium ferocissimum, 1250 nucleotides. RefSeq names its product expansin-A18-like. Gene Ontology annotation, cellular component: extracellular region. The record is from RefSeq and is a predicted model, not a curated record. The transcript is spliced from 3 exons. Lineage: Eukaryota; Viridiplantae; Streptophyta; Magnoliopsida; Solanales; Solanaceae. Bases 173 to 979 code for a protein of 268 amino acids. Gene Ontology annotation, biological process: plant-type cell wall organization.
CCUUAUAGCCUAACAUGUUCGUGGGGGCACGAAGGAAAUAUUCUCUUAUAAUCCCUUAGACACAAACUAUAAAAGGACCAAAUUUAUAUGUCAAUUUCAUCAUAGCAAAAUUGUCUUGAAGUGUAACGUUCCAUUCCUUAGGAAAGAUCUAACUGAAGAGAAACAAAAAACAAUGGCAUUUUUCAACUACAAAUGGAGCUUGAUUUUCUUCAUCAUUGGAUCAAUGGCACUUUUUCACCAAGCAAAUAUGGUUGCAGCCUACUAUUCCACCCCUAGCCCUGCUAAGUUUAAAGCCAUGCCUUGGAAGCUUGCUUAUGCCACGUUUUACGGAGACGAGUCUGCUUCUGAAACAAUGGGUGGAGCUUGUGGAUAUGGGAACUUGUUCAAUUCAGGUUAUGGAACAGCAACAGCAGCAUUGAGCACUGUGUUAUUUAGCAAUGGAUAUUCAUGUGGGCAAUGUUUCCAAAUAAUGUGUGUGAAGUCAAAAUUUUGUUACAAAGGGUUCACCACUAUUACAGCCACAAACCUCUGCCCACCCAAUUGGGCCCAAGACUCGAACCAUGGUGGAUGGUGCAACCCACCACGCCAACACUUUGACAUGUCUAAACCUGCUUUCAUGAAAAUUGCUCAAUGGAAGGCUGGCAUUGUUCCUGUUUCGUAUCGCAGGGUACCUUGCAUUAAGAAGGGCGGUAUCAGGUUCGCGUUCCAAGGAAACGGUUACUGGUUGUUGGUAUACGUGAUGAACGUUGCCGGAGGGGGUGACUUGGCGAGCAUGUGGGUGAAGGGAAGCAAGACAGGGUGGAUAAGCAUGAGCCACAAUUGGGGAGCAUCAUACCAAGCAUUUGCAACUCUUUCGGGCCAAACUCUGUCUUUCAAGCUAACUUCCUACACAUCUCAUGAGACUAUUAUAGCUUACAAUGUUGCACCCUCUAAUUGGCGUGUAGGCAUGAAUUACCAAGCCAAAGUCAACUUCCGUUAGUCAUGUAAUUAUUAAGCAUCAGCUUUAGCUGAUUAGUCGGAUCAGUGAGUUUUAGAGAUUUUUUCUAAGCUUUCUGGAAGUCUCGAGUCUUAACCAAAGGCAGUAAUUUUUGCCUUCACUUUUUUUUUUUUUUUUUGUACCCUUCUACUAUGUAGGCGCCCUUGAAGGAGUGGUGCUGCGGUCUUUUUUCCUACAAAAGUCUUGCUGUGGUUUUUACAGCAAUCUUUAAGUUUAGUUUGUGAUCUUGUACCUAGUCUUUCAUUGUUGAAAG